AUGAUUAAAAAAGUCGCAAUUGUAACGGGUGCAAAUGGUGGCCUUGGUUAUGGUAUCGUAAAGGGAUUGUGUAAGCGUGGAGUUAAAAAAGUGUAUUUAACGGCACGUGAUGAAAAACGAGGUUUAAUUGCGGUUGAUAAAUUAAAACGCGAGAAUUAUAGUACUGUAUUCCAUCAACUUGAUAUUACAGAUGAAGUAAGUGUAAGGAAAUUUGCGGAUUAUAUAAGAAUACAAAAAAUUUCUAUCGAUAUUCUUGUUAACAAUGCAGCAGUCAUUUGUAAAAACCUAACUGUGAUUGAUUAUGAAGACGCAAAGCGUGUUAUUAAUGUAAAUUUUUAUGGUGUUCUCAACCUUGAAAAAUAUUUGUAUUGUUUCUUGAAUAAUGACGCUCGUGUAAUCAAUAUAUGUAGUGACACAGGUCAUCUAUCACAGCUAAAGAAUAAAUUUUGGGUGGAAAAGUUAUCCAAAGAAGAUCUUACAUUAAGCGAUAUUGAAGAAUUUAUUAUGUGGUUUUUGAAUUCAGUGAAAAAUAAUACCCUGAGGAUAGAAGAUUUUAGUUGGAAAUUUUAUUUACCAUACGCAAUAUCAAAAAUGGCACUGUGUGCAUAUACAAGGGUGCAACAAAGGCACAUUGGAAGAGGAAUUUCUAUAAACUCACUUCAUCCAGGAUUUGUAAAAACACCAAUGACAAAAGGAACUGGUAUGUUAUCACCCGAAGAAGCUUCUGAUGCACCAAUUUUUUUAGCUUUAGAUGCUGAUCAGUCAGUCAAAGGAAAAUACAUUUGGUUUGAUAAAUCCCAGAAAGAUUGGGCCAAUACUUCUUUGGUAUUUGACUAUGUAGAUUUGAACGCAUUUACUGAAUUUCUGAAUAAAAUGAAUAAUAGGAAAUAG
This is a messenger RNA of Pieris macdunnoughi, 891 nucleotides long. Lineage: Eukaryota; Metazoa; Arthropoda; Insecta; Lepidoptera; Pieridae. The record is from the annotation of a GenBank genome assembly.